UUGGGCGUGCCCAUUUAUACUCAAGAGAAUUUUCCAUAUCAAAAAUGAUUUCAUCAAGUGAAGCUUGUUGUGACAAUUUAGUGAAACAAGAGUACACAAAGGAAGACAGUAUUAUUUCUGAAACCGAGUAUCAGUCCUGAGAUGGCAAGAAGACGCCCACUGCUAGAGAAUUACACCCAAGUAUAUCUUUUAGUAGCAAAACUAGUAGGACAAGAUGUGUCAACGAUAGUGAUUUGGAGUCCGAUCACCAAGAGUCCGAUCACCAAGAGUCCGAUCACCAAGAGUCUGAUCAUCAAGAGUCAGAUCAUCAAGAGUCAGACCAGCAAGAGUCAGAACAACAAACUCAUAAGCAAGAGGAUACUAAUCUACUCUAUGCUAAGCUCAAAGAACACUUUACGGCAAAUCUCAAGAAAAUCAAGGAUAUGAAGGAUAAAUCAGCUGAAGAGAGAAGGAUCCUCAUGAGAAAAGCGUUAAAUAACUUCUUGGAAAACCCUCAACUUCCAGAUUCUUCAAAUAUAGAGAGAAGAAAACCUCUCGCUCUCAAGAAUAAGAUAUCAAACAGAAACAAAAGCAAAAAUCACAGUGAGAUGACCAGAAGAAGCCUCAUGGAGGAAAGGCCAAGAGACCUCUUUCUAAGCCAUACAAUUCAAGCAGAAAUAAAGACAGCGCUUAUACUAAGGAAGAACUUGUUAGUGAAGUUGGAUCUAGAUGGUGCAAACUAUGAUUACUCUGAAGGCUUACUCAAAAACAGACUAAGAACAAUCCCAGAAUCCAAGUUUAAGUUAGAAGAAGAGUUAGACCAUAGAGGCUUCAAGAAAGUACAUGAAGUUGAGUGUUAUCCCGGGUGUUUCCAAGAUAGUAAAGGAGUAAUAUACGACCUCAGACCUCAAGAGUUUUGUCCAAGUAUUAACAACCUAAUGAAAAAGGGCGAGAUAGAACUUAAAAAAUUAGCCACCAAGGCUAUAAAAGUCCAGUUAUCCCAGUGUGAUGAAUCCAUUAAAUCUGACCUUAAAGAAAAACUGAAUAAACUAUCAAACUAA
Molecule: messenger RNA, 1040 nt
Organism: Moneuplotes crassus
Lineage: Eukaryota; Ciliophora; Spirotrichea; Euplotida; Euplotidae
Source: the annotation of a GenBank genome assembly